GCCCACCAGUAGCGUGAGUUGCUUCCUCAGGUGUCGACUCGGCACGUGGUCUCUCGCCUAGCGCCAGCCGAUCUGGCCAAUAGGAGGCCUUCCAUCGCUAUUGCUUCCUAUUGGCGGAUAGGCUCUUGUCCCCGUGACUCGCAUUUCCAGGCGGACUCAGGCCCUGCCAAUCCCCCCCCCCGACUACCAGGUACUGCCUACGACUAGGUACAAUUGCUGUCUCUCCGUUUGUCUGCGCUGGCGUUGCUGUGGAUUGCUUUGUGGAUGACUGGCUGUCUAGCCUUGUUGGUCCUAUGUCUGCCUGUCAUUGUUUGAGUGACCCGGUCCGCUUAUAGUAGUGGACAAUGCUUGGCCGAAAGCUGCGGUCCAAGACUGGCUGUUGGACGUGUCGAAUACGCAAGGUGAAAUGCGACGAGGAGAAGAUUGAUGUAGCAGGUCAGAAGGGGCCACAAUGCAGACGGUGCGCAACUGCCCGUCUUGCUUGCGAAUGGAAAUGCGGCGCGGUGGCCCACAGCACUGCUAGAGUCUCCAGCAGGAGAAGCCAUCGGACUGAGAGGAGAGUCGCGCUGAACAACCGUCCUACGCUGCAUGUCGGGGCUCCAGCGUCACCGUUGUUGAACCCUACCGGGGAGAUCCAAGCAGGUAACUCGCUUGUUCUUUCUCGUUUCGACCGAGACUGCCUGAGCUAUAUCAAGGAUUCGGUCCUUGUUGUAGCUCUUGGGAAGCACUGGCCUUGGUCUCCCGUUUCGUACGCCUACCAUCGGAUUGCGGUCAAGGAGCCGAUGGUGAUGAGUGUAUUGCUCGCAACUGCGGCCAGCGAAAUCCACCGGUCACGGCUGUACAAUCUUGCCGAGAGCGACGGCUACCAUGCUCUCUUAAACGAGGAUUUGGCGGAUGUCGAAGGCCAGGUGCAUUAUGGCCGGGCUUUAUCCGGCCUACGUGAAGCAUUGAAGCUCGAUGUGAAAUCUCCGGAGAGGCUGGAGACCAUCUUCAUCACCCUGUUUAUGAUGAUCGAUUAUGAACACCGUUUCGGCAGUGGUGCGGCGGCAAUCAGCGUCCAUAUGCGAGGGAUAAUCACCUUAUUGUUCAAUAACAUUGUCCCCUCGCUCGCUCCCGUAUCCAGCCCGAACGAGGCCGAAAUUGCCGACUCGAUUCUGGAAUUGUCACGAUCUACUUUGGAAAUGGUGGACCGCGGGGAUCCAGAGCUGUUUUCCCCAGACAGGAGAUUUGACAGCAGGCUGCGUGACACGGUCGUUCCAGUGCUCCUACUGGUGAUCCUCUAUUUCUGUACCCAAGGGCCUCUGUUUGGCCUUUCGAGGUUCGAAGUCAAUCUUUUCAGACUCUUCUAUCAAGCAGAGUCCACCAGAGCAGACCUUGCUCUGCCUAAGCUAUACAAAUUAUCUCGCCUGUCAUCAGCCCGCUUCUGGGGAGAACAGUAUCCCGCAGCAGCUCGUCUUGAUGACCUCGAAAACUUGGCUGGCCUGACCCUUUACCACAAGGCACAUAUCAUGCAAUUCAAGAUUACAGAUCUAUUUCAAAAAUGCACGAGGUCGAAUGAUUGGUUCUCUCAUCUACCAUGGGAUGGGACGGUCUACAAGCAAUUGAUGGAUGAUUUUCUCGCAAUCUCGGAUGAAUACGACACUCUCUUAUCAUCCGCCCUAGCCGCCUCUUCGUGUGAGAUUGCGGGCGAUGGACGACGCGUAGUAGAAACAAUCUACUGGUCAUCGAUCGCUUUUUACGGCGCUGUCGUAUACUUCUAUCUAUGUUUCAGACACCAGGUCCCUAAUGAGUGGAACCCACCUAGGGGCCUUUCACUGGAGGAGGCAGUCUCCCAUGUCCUGGAGCUAUCUUUAAAGAUGCACAGGAGCCGCCCUCGACUCAUGGUCCGCAUCGCCUGUCCGCUCUUCCUAGCAGGCAUUGCCACGACGGACAAGAUCUAUCAGGACUGGGUCUCUGUGCGACUGAAGGAUCUGCGAGGGUACGGCCAGAAUUUUGCCCGCAUCAGUGCCCGUUUCGAUGAGCUGCUACGAGGGAGUUAUCCCAUUUCCUUUUCGACGAUGCAUCAGCUGAUUGUCUCCCAAGAUAUGGGAGUAAUGAGCGAUCAGCAUGUUGCAUAAAUGCUAACAUACAACACUUUCACUUUUUAUCUCAUUUGCCUUGAGAAGAACCGACAGCUCAACUUCAAUUGGAUUUAUAACUCACAUCUUAUUCUCGUGCUCGCGAAGAGAGACGCGAUUCCGGAAA
Messenger RNA from Penicilliopsis zonata CBS 506.65, 2244 nucleotides. RefSeq lists its product as hypothetical. Gene Ontology annotation, biological process: positive regulation of transcription by RNA polymerase II. Gene Ontology annotation, cellular component: nucleus. The record is from RefSeq and is a predicted model, not a curated record. The transcript has 3 exons. Gene Ontology annotation, molecular function: DNA-binding transcription factor activity, RNA polymerase II-specific; zinc ion binding; transcription cis-regulatory region binding. NCBI's taxonomy places the organism in Eukaryota, Fungi, Ascomycota, Eurotiomycetes, Eurotiales, Aspergillaceae. Bases 345 to 2117 code for a protein of 590 amino acids.